This is a messenger RNA of Myripristis murdjan (pinecone soldierfish), 1603 nucleotides long. Its product is annotated as protein phosphatase 1 regulatory subunit 1B-like. Gene Ontology annotation, cellular component: cytoplasm. The transcript has 5 exons. Gene Ontology annotation, molecular function: protein phosphatase inhibitor activity. NCBI's taxonomy places the organism in Eukaryota, Metazoa, Chordata, Actinopteri, Holocentriformes, Holocentridae. The record is from RefSeq and is a predicted model, not a curated record. The coding region runs from base 210 to 731 and encodes 173 amino acids. Gene Ontology annotation, biological process: intracellular signal transduction.
ACCAACCAGGGGAUUGUGAGGACACAAGGAUGCGGCUCACCGUCGCACUGCAAAACUAAAAUAGAUAUUAGCCUACUUUUUACUUAUCAUUUAGGGCUCAGACGACAUAUAGGCAUUUGGAAAAAAAAAAAAAAAUCUACAGUAACUCCUCUCGGACUUGAUAGUUGGAACAUCAGUGUGCUCGGCUGUGGAGAGACAGGCAGGGUGCCAUGGACCCGCUGCUGCCCGUCGACACCGAGGUGGACACCGCCAAGGAGGCGAGGAGGAGGAUCCAGUUUUCCGUCCCGUCCUCCGUUCCCACCCAGCUGGACCCACGACAGGUGGAGAUGAUUCGACGUCGGAGGCCAACACCAGCCACACUCUUCAGACUGACAGACCCUCCGUCGCCGGAUGAAGACAGUGGCUCUCACCAGUGGGUGCUGGGCGAAAAUGGAGCCUUGAAGGCCAAACUGGUGAACACGUCAGCCUACCAGCCACCCUCACUCAAAGCUGUCCAGAGGAUGGCCCAGGCCCACCUGCCGUCUCUAGGCGUGAGCUCCUGUGACUCUGUGGAGAAAGGGGAGCCCUCCUCUGGGGAGGAAGGAGAUGGAGGGGUGGAGGAGAGCCACCAGAAAGCCUCAGCUACAGACCAAUCAGAGGAAAACAGACCAGUCAGAGAUCAGCCUGCCCGGCCGGACAGAUCAGCAAGAAGCGCCGAGGACAAAGAGAGACAGGAAGGGAAAGGAGAAUGACAAAGCGAUGUGACAGUAAUGAAGACAGAGCAGAGGGAAACGGUGCUGUCGGAUUUUCUUGUCAAUACCAGUGUGUUAGCGAUGUUCUUACUAGCGUAGCAUGGGUGUGCGCAUGCAUGUGACAAGUGAGAUGGAUGUGAAAAAGAGAACAAGGGGAGAAAAUGAAGGAGCUUAGGAAGGUCAGAAUGGUUAUGAGCAAGUGAGGAGUGAGGAGGAAAAGUUAACGUGGAGAUAUCCAGGCUUGUGAAGGGAGCCGUAUCUCAGUCAGCCAAGAAGGCCGGGGAUAAAUUUCAAUCAGCCAGUUGGGACCUGUCAAGGGCACUGCAAAAGAAAUACGAAAACCUGCAUCUUCUUGGUGGCAAAUGAGUGUUAUUUUGAAGUUACACAGGAUUAAGUAGACCAAAAUUUGUGUUCUGAGUGCAGAGACGUCCUCCACAUGCAAAGAAAAAGUGGUGGAAGGUCGAUCCCUACUGGAAUUUAACCCAGGAAAUGUACAGCACAUUUGCCUUCGCAGCUAAAUUGCAACUCUUUCGGUUCACUUUCCUCAGCCUGGCAGACUUUUAUGAGCAGGGUCAGGUAAGUAAUAGGAGGAGGGAUUUUAGAUGAGAUGAGUGCAGUCAAAGCCACGCCAGACCAGACAAAAUCACACCAGACUAAUUGAAGUAAUCACUAUAAUUACGCAGUACAGUUUUUUUUUUUUUUUGCUUGGAUAUUAUGGAAAGUCCUUUUGUAACAUGUUGAUGGUUGAAUGGAGAAAGUGAGCACACAGGGUAUGCUCUGUGUGCAACAUAUUGGGUGGGAAUGGGGAAAUUUUUCUUCACUCAAAUCUCAUGUAUUUUCUCAAUUUAUUACUGUCAACAUAUAAAUGAUAU